Molecule: messenger RNA, 1716 nt
Organism: Fraxinus pennsylvanica
Lineage: Eukaryota; Viridiplantae; Streptophyta; Magnoliopsida; Lamiales; Oleaceae
Source: the annotation of a GenBank genome assembly
AUGGCGGAAAUCUCAGAAGCUCCGUCAACUUCGAAUUUGGAUACGGGCUUCGACCCGGAAACCAUGCGAAAAUCCAUGCCAGGAUUGAAACGCCUCAGCUUAGCCCUCACUGUUCUCUUCUCUUUUCUCUUAGGUCUUCCGUUCUUGUUAAAAUCAAUAGCGAUUUACAGAUCGCCACUCCCAUUUCGCGAAAUUGAUGAUUUAUCCACCGCCAUUGAAUCGAGUCCAAUUCUCUUUCCUUGCCAUUUCAGAGCGGUAUUUGUCGAUUUUGACCCGAAUUCAUAUACGGCUGAUCAAUUGUCGAUUUCGGUUCAAGCCCACAUGGCAAAAUUGGCUGCAAAAAAUUCCCCAACUUGUGUAACUUGUGCUAGUAAUUUCACGGUCUAUGUAACCCUAGACUCUAACUCCAACUGCAUUAGUAAUUGGAAUAAUGUGGAUUGGAAUUGUGGGGCAUUGAAUGAAUUCAGAUUUGCUGAUAAACGUGAUGAUGGGCUAUUAGACGAGUAUUUGGAGUCUGUUUUUGAUGAUAAUAGAAAUGGGAAGGUUUAUACGGUGGUAGUGGUGAAGACGGAAGAGGAGGAAGUGAGGGCAGUGGUGGGGAAGUAUCGCCAUGCGUGGAUUAUGGAGGAAGGAUUGAUUCCUGGGGAGUUUAAGCCGGUAGGGGCGGAUGGGAGAAUUGUGCUUUCGUUCAAUUUGUUGAAUGCUGAUCCGCGUAAUUGGAUAUAUGAUUGGGAUUUCCAAGAGAUAGAUGAAAAUCUCUUGGCUCCUAUUAUUGAGGCACUGAAACCUCUGGCAGAUGUUAGCGUGGAGAGUCAGGUUUUAUAUCACACUCCAAAGUCCUCACUUUCUUUUUGGGACGCGAAGCUGGACAGCUAUAUUUUCAGUACCAAAGACCUUCCUUUCUUUGCGAAUUCAAAUGAGUGGCAUUUGGAUACUUCAGUUGCAGCAGGCGGGAGAUCAAAAAUUUUGCAGUUUGUGGUAUAUGUACCAUCUGCAAAAGAGUGCCCUCUUCGGUUGCAGCUUCCAAAUGGAGAGAUUUCCACAACAAAUGGCUUUAUAUCUCCUAUGUGGGGUGGAAUUGUUGUUUGGAACCCUUCAGCCUGUUUGACGGAUUCAAAAAUUAAGCAUCCUCUGAGACAUAAGAUUUCUCCUGAGGAGUCAAGGAAAGUUUUUGAAGUUUUCAUGGGGCAGUUGCGACAACUCUUUGGUUUGAAAUCUGAUGGUCUCUUUGUUGGUGCAUCAGGCACAUCUGCACUUUUAGCUAGUGAAAGAGGGUUUUCAGAAUGGGAAUUGGAUGUGUUGUCACGGCAGCACUCAUGUUUUAAUCUUCUUCAAUGUGGCACAACUCUAGGAUCACUUUCUCGAUUGGUUCAAUCACUUCCAAGAAUGAUCAUUAUGGACGAUAUAGGAAAGCAGGGGAAGUAUUCUCUUGAAGCUGCAAAAUUGACUUUAAGUAACGCAUCGCUCGGAAUUUAUGAUGCUUCUGCUGAGUCCUCGAGACAAGCAAGAUUAUUGGCAGAAGAUGCAUUUUAUCACCCAUCUAUGAUGUCUGUCGGCUAUUUCUCAUUUGAGCACUGUUUUGCCGUCUAUUCGCCCUUCUUUCUGCCAGUGUCGCUGCAUGUGCUUCUUGCGGUCCUUAGAGAAUGGAAAAGACACAAGCAAGAAAGCAAAAAAUAUAAAGCAUGGAAAGCCAAUGUAGCAUCUUUUAGCUAUUGA